AAAGAAGCAAACUAAGCGAAUACCACAACAAUUCUCUCGCAGCACAAAACCAAAACUCCAUGUCAAGUAAAAAGGAAGAAGACAACGAGGACGAGAUUCGGAGCUCCGUAAAGCGUCAGAAAUGCACUUCAAACGAAGCGGAGGAGCGCGACGGGGAGGAGAGUGAACUUCCGUUGGAGAAAGGUUUCUUCUUCUAUCCGAGCACUCCGACGUCAUUUGUGGUUUCCGAUGCUCUAGAGCCUGAUUUUCCUAUUAUUUACGUCAACAAAGUUUUCGAGAUCUCCACCGGUUACCGCGCAGAUGAAGUCCUCGGUCGAAACUGUCGGUUCUUACAAUAUAGGGAUCCUCGUGCUCAAAGACGACACCCUUUGGUAGAUCCUUUUGUUGUUUCAGAGAUCAGAAGAUGUCUUGAGGAAGGUAUCGAAUUCCAAGGUGAGUUACUCAAUUUUAAGAAAGAUGGUACUGCACUGGUGAACAGGCUAAGACUUGCACCCAUGCAUGAUGAUGAUGGGAUUGUCACUCACAUAAUCGGUAUUCAAGUGUUCUCUGAGGCAAAAAUAGAUUUGAAUCAUGUAUCUUAUCCAGUAUUCAAAGAGACCUGCAAUCAGCAGUAUGAUCAGUCGGCUCAAUAUAGUUCUCUGAGUGGGCAAUCAUCAUUCAUUCAACAUCAAGAAAUAUGUGGAAUGCUUCAACUCUCAGAUGAAGUUUUGGCUCAUAACAUUUUAUCACGCCUGACACCAAGGGAUGUUGCAUCUAUUGGAUCUGUCUGUAGAAGGAUACGCCAGUUGACAAAGAAUGAACAUGUAAGGAAGAUGGUGUGUCAAAAUGCAUGGGGAAGGGAAGUGACUGGUGCAUUAGAACUGAUGACCAAGAAGUUAGGGUGGGGACGUUUGGCUAGGGAAUUGACUACCCUUGAGGCAGUUUGUUGGAGAAAACUUACGGUUGGAGGAGCAGUGGAGCCUUCACGUUGCAAUUUUAGUGCCUGUGCCGCCGGCAAUCGACUAGUACUGUUUGGAGGGGAAGGAGUCAAUAUGCAGCCAAUGGAUGACACAUUUGUUCUGAAUCUUGAUGCAGAAAAUCCAGAAUGGCAGCGAGUUAGCGUUAAAUCAUCUCCACCGGGACGUUGGGGCCACACUCUCACCUGUCUGAAUGGUUCCUGGUUGGUGGUAUUUGGUGGAUGUGGAAGGCAAGGAUUGCUCAACGACGUAUUUGUUCUCGAUUUGGAUGCCAAACAACCAACAUGGAAAGAAGUUUCUGGUGGGACUCCCCCUCUUCCUAGAUCUUGGCAUAGUUCUUGCACUAUAGAAGGUUCUAAAUUGGUGGUAACAGGUGGGUGCACUGAUGCUGGGGUUCUUCUUAGUGACACGUACUUAUUGGAUCUCACUACUGAGAAGCCAAUGUGGAGAGAAAUACUCACUUCAUUUACUCCUCCUUCCAGAUUAGGACAUUCUCUCUCAGUUUAUGGUCGAACAAAAGUUCUGAUGUUUGGUGGGCUUGCUAGUAGUGGGCAUUUGCGACUGCGAUCAGGUGAUUCUUAUACCAUUGAUUUUGGAGAUGAAGAACCACAGUGGAAGCAACUGGAAUGUAGUGCAUUCUCAGGAGUGGGCAGCCAGAGUGUUGUGGUUCCCCCACCUAGACUUGACCAUGUUGCUGUCAGCAUGCCUUGUGGAAGGAUUAUCAUCUUUGGUGGUUCCAUUGCUGGGCUGCACUCUCCAUCUCAGCUCUUCCUUCUAGAUCCUUCUGAGGAGAAACCGUCUUGGAGAAUCCUCAAUGUUCCUGGUCAGCCACCUAAAUUUGCUUGGGGUCACAGCACCUGUGUGGUCGGAGGGACAAGGGUUCUGGUAUUAGGUGGACACACUGGAGAGGAGUGGUUGCUUAACGAAUUGCAUGAGUUGUGCCUAGCCAGCAGACAAGACUCAGAUCCAGACCCAGACCCAUAGAGUCAGAUUUUUUACUGACUGCUGUUGAACACAGUUUUGCUUUACAAUAUGUGCCAGUUAUGGCACACAUUGUUUAUUCUCGUUUCAUAUUUGAUUUGUUCUCCUGAUGUGUUGUGUGUUGUUCAGAUACGUAUUUUGCUGUAAAAAGACCAUAACACUUGUGGAUUUUAUCAGACUACCCUGUAUUUAUUUAUGUAUUGCUGUAUUCACCAA
Molecule: messenger RNA, 2153 nt
Organism: Mangifera indica (mango)
Lineage: Eukaryota; Viridiplantae; Streptophyta; Magnoliopsida; Sapindales; Anacardiaceae
Product: adagio protein 3-like
Exons: 2
Coding region: 60-1940 (626 amino acids)
Biological process (GO): response to blue light; circadian rhythm
Cellular component (GO): cytosol; SCF ubiquitin ligase complex; nucleus
Molecular function (GO): protein binding
Source: RefSeq, a predicted model, not a curated record